AUGAAGGCUCUCGGACUUCGAGACGGACGCCAUUUGGCGCAGGUUGACUGGAAGGAGUGUCAAGAAGCUCAACAUCCAGUGGAGACAUUUCUGGGAGGUAUUGAGGUUGAUGGCUGCUGGCACUGCACUUGGAGGUUGAACCGAACGCGGAUGCUUUGCUCAGCUUGGCAGGAGAUCGAACGGCGCACCACAUCGGCGGCCGGCGCCAGAUCUGCGACGCCGCGUGCUGCAGAAACAUUGAGGAAUGAAGGUCUUCCAAGUCUUCUUACGUCUUGUUCCUCUGGAAUUCCUUGUGGCUUGUCCAUUCCUUGGGUCUAUCGAAACCAAAAGACAUACAGUUCCACACGUUCGAAUCUUAGAAUGGCGAAGCCAUGUGCGGUGAAUGUAUUGACUGCAUCCGAGGGAGGGGCCGAAAGCGCCGCCAAGCUUGUGCGCUCAGAUGAGACUGCUGUGCUGCUGAAAGGCUUUGUGAGCAAGGCCCGUGGCAAUGAAGAGUUGUUGAGCUGGGCUGAAGAGUUCUGCAGCCUUGGCGAGCCUGUGAAGGAUCAACUUUGCUACUACGAAGGUCAUGAGGCUUUAGAUGGGGAAUCCUUCCCUGAGCAAUUGAAAAGGCAGUUGGAGGCCGAUUUUGCAGAGUGUGCGCAGACCUUGGCAGAUGAAGGAGUGAAGCAGUCCGAGGUGGCCAAACGCUCCUCGGCAACCAAGGCGCUCUUCGAAAUGCUCCAAGAGCUCAUGCAACUGCACCGGUCAUGCAUGGAGAAGCCGCAAGGUGAGGACGGUGGUGAGGACAGUAAUUUGCGUUGGAAGAUCAAGCUGGAAGUCAACCAAGACGGAGCUUGUACCAAAUACCACGAUGACUGGGUGGAGUUGCGCUUCGCCAUGACUUUGGCCGGUGAGGGCACGGUGGUGGCGGAGCAAACGGAAGUGGAUUGGGGCUUCUAUGAGUCAUGUGAGGGUGUGAUCCCAGCUCUGGCAGAGAAUCCAGACCUCAGUGCUGAGAAAGCGAGUGAGGUGAUCAAGAGCUGGAAUCAGCGGGUCAGCAAAGGAGAGGUCACGACAGAAGCAGGUGACGUGUCAAUCAUGAAGGGAGGCAAAUUGACGAAGCGGCCUUGCCUGCAUCGAGCACCUUACAGUGCUGGAGAAGGCUCCCAGCCUCACAGGUUUUUGAUCACCGUGGACCACAUCCCUUUGGAUGAGCUGCAGAAGUUCGUGGCCAUGGACUUCGGAGACGAUGAACACGAAGAAGAAGGGGAAGACGACGUCGCACCGGCACAGGCGCAGGCGCAAGCGGACGUCGCGGAUGGGCUCUUGCCUGUGACUGUGCUGAGCGGUUUUCUGGGCGCGGGAAAGACGACCUUGCUGCGACAUGUGCUUGAAAACCAGGAGGGUCUUCGUGUUGCUUUGAUCGUCAAUGACAUGGCGGAAGUGAAUGUGGAUGCCAUGCUGGUGAAGUCCAACACGGAAGUCUUGACCGGUAAAGACAAGAUGAUUGAGAUGCAGAAUGGGUGCAUUUGCUGCACUUUACGAGGAGACCUCAUUGAGAAUGUGAAUAAGUUAGCUGCUGAGAAGCGCUUUGACUAUUUGAUCAUCGAAAGCACCGGCAUCUCCGAGCCGAUGCCCGUGGCUACGACCUUUGUGGCUGAGCACGAAGGUCAGGAGUUGUUGGGGCAGGUGGCGCGCUUGGACACGCUGGUGACGGUGGUGGAUGCCAUGAACUUCCUGAAGGACUACGGUACCACGGAUCUGCUGGGCGACCGCCCGGCGCUGGGCGCGGAAGCGGACCAGCGGACGAUUGCGCAACUGCUGGCAGAUCAAGUGGAGUGUGCGAAUGUGAUCGUGUUGAACAAGAUCGAUUUGAUCAAAGAAGAUGAAGUGGCACAGCUUGAACUUCUACUGAAAAAAUUGAAUCCAAAGGCCAAGGUCAUCCACUCAACCUUUGGCAAGGUGGACCUCAAGCUUUUGCUGAACACUCGCAGCUUUGAUAUGGCCGAAGCUGAGCAAAUGCCCGGGUGGUUCCAGGAGUUGGCUGGGAAUCAUGUGCCCGAGACCGAGGAGUACCAGAUCUCCAGCUUCGUGUUCCGUGCGCAGCGGCCCUUCCAUCCCAAGCGCUUGGACCAGUUGUUUAGCGAAGGCUUUGAUGGUGUGCUGCGCUCCAAGGGUGUACUUUGGAUCGCUGGGAUGCACGCCUCCGCCCUGGUUCUCAAUUCCGCCGGUGCUGCCGUGAGCAUCGAGAACGGUGCCCCGUGGCUGCAUGGUUCGGUGGAGCUGGCGGAGUGGCCUCCGGACACGCCGGAGCGCUACAAGAGCGCAUCCUAUGGAGAUCGGCGCCAGGAAGUGGUCUUCAUUGGACGGAACCUCAAGGAGGCCGAGAUCCGCCAAUCGCUGGAGAGCGCCUUGGUCACAGAGGCUGAAUUGGAGCUGGGACCCAGCGCCUGGGCCAAGUGGCCCAAUCCCUUUCGAGCGAAACCGCGCCCGGUUGGGCGGAAGCGAAAGAAGAGCAAGUUGGGCCCAAAAAGUAAGAUGCUCAAGACCCAAGCGAAGGCGUCCACUGCGGAGAAGGUCUCGGAAAGUGGAAACUGA
Molecule: messenger RNA, 2580 nt
Organism: Durusdinium trenchii
Lineage: Eukaryota; Dinophyceae; Suessiales; Symbiodiniaceae
Source: the annotation of a GenBank genome assembly